AAACACUUCAGUUGGGCUUUGGGCCAGUGUGGAGAGCAGACUGACUGUGUGCCCAGCAGCCGGGACCAUGAGCGAGCCGCAGCUGAACGUUGUCCAUGAGGGGAUCAUGUGGCCCAGCCUCGUCCACUCGGAGGAAAGUCUGAUUUACGCCCGGGAGGAAUUCCAGACGCGGGAUGACGAUGUUUUUAUAGUCACUUAUCCCAAGUCAGGUACUACUUGGAUGCAGGAAAUAGUGCCUUUAGUAUGCAGCAAUGGGGAUCUGACACCAGUGCAGACUAUCCCAAACUGGCAACGAGUGCCGUGGCUGGAGCAAAAGAAUGCUAAAAGCCUGUUGGAAAACAGACCAUCGCCCCGGCUUAUUACAACACAUCUUCCUUAUCGUUUGAUGCCAAAGUCUUUCAAUACGUCGAAAGCAAAAGUGAAGUAUUAUUUUUCCUUUUAAUUUGGCAGGGGAGCC
Molecule: messenger RNA, 457 nt
Organism: Carcharodon carcharias (great white shark)
Lineage: Eukaryota; Metazoa; Chordata; Chondrichthyes; Lamniformes; Lamnidae
Product: sulfotransferase 2A1-like
Exons: 2
Coding region: 68-442 (124 amino acids)
Biological process (GO): sulfation
Cellular component (GO): cytoplasm
Molecular function (GO): sulfotransferase activity
Source: RefSeq, a predicted model, not a curated record